AUCAGUCGUAUAGACAAAGAAAGAGAGAGAGAAAACGAAACCUACAAAAACCCUAAACCCUAAUUCUCUCUUUGCCGCCGGAAUUCCUUUGUUCUUAAAAUCCAUCAAGCUGUAAUGGGUGCAAGUAAGAAAAAGGGCGGUGCUAAGUCACAAAAAUCUGCACCUACAAAGAAACAGAAGAAUGAGCUUUUUGUUGUUAAAGACGCAAUUGCAAAGGAAGAUGACCUUUCAGACCAUUCUGAUAGUCUGAAUGAAGAAGUAUUGGAACGUGCAAGUAAGAAAAAGGGUGGUGCUAAGUCACAAAAAUCUCAACCUAAAAAGAAACAGAAGAAUGAGAUUUUUGUUGUUAAAGAUGCAAUUGCAAAGGAAGAUGACCUUUCAGACCAUUCUGAUAGUAUGAGUGAAGAAGAAUUAUCGGAACAUGAGGGGUUUGAUGGAGAUGAGCAAGAUUUUGGUUCUGGUUCGGACAUUUUUUCCGAUGGGGAUGAUCCAUUAGCUAAUGAUUUCCUCCAAGGAAGUGAUGACGAAGAGGAAGGGUCGGGCUCAGAUUUGGAUUCAGAUGCAGAUUCAGAUUCAGAAGAAUCUGAUAUUGAAAAGAAGUCAAGAGCUAUUGAUGCAGAAAAGGCGAGGGAAGAAGAAGAAGCUGAUGAGGAAAUGCAGCUCAACAUUAAAGAGGAAUCUGACGAAUUCAGACUGCCUACUAAGGAGGAACUUGAAGAGGAGGCACAUCAGCCCCCUGAUCUUUCAAAUCUCCAAAGAAGGAUAAGAGAGAUCAUUCGAGUACUUUCAAAUUUUAAGGCUUUGAGGCAAGAGGGGACAGCAAGGAAGGAUUACGUCGAGCAGCUUAAGAAAGAUUUAAGUUCAUACUAUGGCUACAAUGACUUUCUAAUUGGGGCCUUAGUGGAGAUGUUCCCAGUUGUUGAACUUCUGGAACUUAUUGAAGCGUUUGAGAAGCCACGGCCCAUAUGUCUGCGAACUAACACUUUGAAGACACGGAGGCGAGAUUUGGCAGAUAUUCUGAUAAACAGAGGAGUAAACCUGGAUCCCUUAAGCAAGUGGUCAAAAGUUGGACUGGUUGUAUAUGAUUCGCAAGUGCCCAUUGGUGCAACUCCUGAAUAUAUGGCUGGUUUCUACAUGCUCCAAAGUGCAAGCUCCUUUUUACCUGUCAUGGCUCUUGCUCCUCAAGAGAAAGAACGGAUCGUAGAUGUAGCGGCUGCACCUGGUGGCAAAACAACUUACAUUGCUGCUCUUAUGAAAAAUAGUGGAAUCAUUUUUGCAAACGAGAUGAAGGCACCAAGGCUUAAGUCACUCACUGCAAAUCUGCAUCGUAUGGGAGUGACGAACACUGUAGUUUGCAACUAUGAUGGGAGGGAGCUCCCCAAGGUUUUUCGUACCUCUGCUGAUAGAGUAUUGUUGGAUGCCCCUUGCAGUGGGACUGGGGUUAUAUCUAAAGAUGAGUCUGUUAAAAACACUAAAAGCCUUGAUGAAAUACAGAAAUGUGCCCAUUUGCAGAAGCAACUGAUACUUGCCGCAAUUGACAUGGUCGAUGCCAAUUCGAAAUCUGGGGGUUACCUUGUUUACUCCACCUGCUCCAUAAUGGUUGCUGAGGUUUGUCUCUUAAGAACACCAUUGUUAUUUCCUUUUCAGCUUAUCCUUGCCCCCUCCCCCUUUCCCCUCUUUCCCAUCCUAAAGUUACAUCUCUUGCAGAAUGAAGCAGUUAUAGACUAUGCACUCAAGAAGAGGAAUGUUAAACUGGUAUCUUGUGGGCUUGACUUUGGGCGUCCAGGGUUUAUCCGGUUUAGGGAACAACGCUUUCACCCAUCCUUGGAAAAGACAAGGCGCUUCUAUCCUCACGUUCACAAUAUGGAUGGUUUUUUUGUGGCAAAGCUGAAAAAGAUGAGCAAUUCAAAGCCAGCCCCAGAAACUUCUGAACCAACAGAAACAGUGGAGCAAGGUUCAAUGAUAAAUGAGAGUGGCAGCGGAGAGAAUGCUGAGGAAUCGAUGGAUGGCACUACAACAGAAAAUAAGGUUUUGAAAAACGGUUUUAUUAAAAAUGGCAAAAAAGAAACGCCAGCCUCUUCCCAAAACAGGAAGAAAAGGAAAUUCCCAUCUAGAGAGGUGAUCUCAAAAGAAAGGGAAGAGAAGAGAAGAGCAUUGAGGGAACAAAAGGUUGUCAGGAAGAGGAGUUGAGAGUGGAGAGUGUGACCAAUGGCAACACAUGAAUCAUGGUCACUAAUAGCUUUUGGAACAAUCACCUGCAAUACUUAAUUCAUAGUGGGAGUCUUCACCAAUGAAGCAGGCUGGGGUUUGCAAUGUGAUCACAGCAGAAUGAAGGAAUGGUUCUGGGCCAUGUACUUCAGCCUUUUUGUGCUGGUAUCUCUAGCUUUAUAUAUAAUAUCAAAAUUUUGAUUAUGUAAACAUCAGUGGAGGGGUGGACUUGAAAUUGCUCACAUUUCUUGGGCGGUACAAGUCCAAGAAGUUUUGUUUCUCUUUUGUUUGUCAAAGAAUCAAUUCUGAUAUUUACUAAUAUUAUUAGUAUGUUUUUGUGGAGGCAUUUCCUUUCUGUGUUU
Quercus lobata is the source of this 2570-nucleotide messenger RNA. Its product is annotated as S-adenosyl-L-methionine-dependent methyltransferases superfamily protein. Gene Ontology annotation, cellular component: nucleolus. Lineage: Eukaryota; Viridiplantae; Streptophyta; Magnoliopsida; Fagales; Fagaceae. The coding region runs from base 115 to 2190 and encodes 691 amino acids. The record is from RefSeq and is a predicted model, not a curated record. The transcript has 17 exons. Gene Ontology annotation, biological process: maturation of LSU-rRNA; rRNA base methylation. Gene Ontology annotation, molecular function: rRNA (cytosine-C5-)-methyltransferase activity; RNA binding.